AUGGUCUCACUCCUCGAACAAAUUCUUCCCAGCCCUGCCGGUGCCCUGCUAGGCGCUGGCGUGUGCCUCGCGCUGUGGUUCGGAUGUUACGCCACAUAUCAAGUGUAUUUCCAUCCCUUGGCUCGAUUUCCUGGGCCCUUCCUAGCAUCCGUGACCGAUUUAUGGCAGACCUACCAAUUUUUAACCCUCAAGCAACCUUACAACCUGACGGAGUUGCACGCGAAGUAUGGCCAGUUUGUUCGAUACGGUCCCGAUAAACUCAGCAUCACGGCUGAGGAUGCGAUCCCCUUGAUCUAUCAGAAGGGUGGACGUGCGAUGCCCAAGACUGAGUAUUAUGAUGCAUUUGGGGCGGCUCAUCCUAAUGUGUUCGGGAUGAGGGACGAAGAGAAACACUCUAUCCGCAGGCGCCACAUGUCACACAGCUUCUCCAUCAGCUAUGUCAAGGAGAUGGAGAGGUACCUCGACGAGAAUAUCCUGAUACUGAGGAGGAAAAUUGCAGGAUAUGUGGACCGAGGAGAAGCGUUCAAUUUGAAACAGCUCAUACAAUUCUACGUAGUCGAUGUUCUCGGGGAGCUGGCAUUCAGUCAGUCGUUCGGAAUCCAAGUCGCUGAUGAUGACUCCCUGGUCCCGCCCGUCAUCGAGCACAGUCUACUCGCGGCGGUCACAGGAGCCUGGCCCGCGAUGACAUUGACGCUCAAGAAGUGGCUACCGAAAAUUCCCCACGGGGGUCUGCAGACUCUUUUCAAGGGUAGAGCGGCGUGCGCAUCUUUGGCUUCGCGCUGCGUCAAGCGAAGAAUCGCAGCGCUUGAGGAGGAGCUGGCCAAGGGAACUGCCCAUGAGCAGAGAAAAGACAUCCUCACCAACCUGAUUCUUGCAAAAGACCCAGAGACUGGCAGGAGUCUCACCCAGACGGAUCUGGAAACGGAAGCCUUUGGAUUCAUGUAUGUCCCACUUCUGACCUUCCUCUGUAGAGAUUUCGUUUACUGA
Diaporthe batatas is the source of this 987-nucleotide messenger RNA. RefSeq lists its product as uncharacterized. Lineage: Eukaryota; Fungi; Ascomycota; Sordariomycetes; Diaporthales; Diaporthaceae. The coding region runs from base 1 to 987 and encodes 328 amino acids. The record is from RefSeq and is a predicted model, not a curated record. Gene Ontology annotation, molecular function: heme binding; monooxygenase activity; oxidoreductase activity, acting on paired donors, with incorporation or reduction of molecular oxygen. The transcript is spliced from 2 exons.